GCAUGAGAAACAGAGAAAGGUUGCAAAAUCAAAGGCAACGGUCGCAUUAAGACCACCUCCCAGUUCUUACCUACCAAUGCCAAGUACCAACCAAAAUAGAAUACUAUUUUGGUGGCCAAAUUUGACCCGCUUAUAAAUAAGGACAAACGGAGAGAUCAUCACCAAUUGUUAUUGUUUCCUUCUAACUAGUCCCUCUCUUCCUGACUGAUCUGUGCACUAUCUUUGAUUUUCCUGGGUUUUCCUUAGUUUCUCCAGAAUCCAUUUCCAAGGGUAACUAUGGCUGCACCUCCCAAGCCAACAAGAAUAGGCCUUGCUGGUCUGGCUGUCAUGGGCCAGAAUCUGGCCCUUAAUAUCGCAGAGAAAGGUUUCCCCAUUUCUGUUUAUAAUCGGUCUACCUCCAAAGUUGAUGAGACUGUUGUGAGGGCUAAAAAAGAGGGAGAUCUUCCCUUAUAUGGCUUCCAUGAUCCUGAAUCUUUUGUGAAGUCAAUCCAAAAGCCUCGAGUGAUAAUUAUGCUUGUUAAGGCAGGGUCACCUGUUGAUCAAACCAUAAAGACUCUUUCUGCCUACUUGGAGAAGGGUGAUUGUAUCAUUGAUGGUGGAAAUGAGUGGUAUGAGAACACUGAGAGGAGAGAAAAGGCAAUGGCUGAACUGGGCUUGCUCUACCUUGGAAUGGGAGUUUCAGGUGGUGAAGAGGGUGCACGUAAUGGGCCUUCUAUGAUGCCUGGAGGUUCCUUUGAGGCUUUCAAGUACAUUGAAGACAUUCUCCUUAAAGUAGCAGCUCAAGUUCCUGAUAGUGGCCCCUGUGUGACAUACAUUGGCAAAGGUGGUUCUGGUAAUUUUGUCAAGAUGGUUCAUAAUGGAAUUGAAUAUGGUGAUAUGCAGUUGAUUGCUGAAGCAUAUGAUGUACUAAAAUCAGUUGGAAAGUUGUCGAAUGAUGAACUCCGUAGUGUUUUUUCAGAAUGGAACAAGGGUGAGCUUCUGAGCUUCUUGGUUGAAAUCACUGCAGAUAUAUUUGGAAUUAAAGAUGAUAAGGGAGAAGGAUAUUUGGUUGACAAGGUUUUGGACAAAACUGGCAUGAAGGGUACAGGUAAGUGGACCGUGCAGCAAGCUGCUGAUCUAUCAGUUGCAGCUCCUACAAUUGCCUCUUCUUUGGAUGCAAGGUUCCUAAGUGGUUUAAAGGAGGAACGAGUUGAAGCUGCUAAAGUCUUCAAAGCAGGUGGCUUUGGGGAUAUUUUGACUGAUCAAGUGGUGGAUAAGAAGCAGUUGAUCGAUGAUGUCAGGCAAGCUCUUUAUGCAUCCAAGAUUUGUAGUUAUGCACAGGGGAUGAAUUUGAUCCGUGCAAAGAGUAUUGAGAAGGGAUGGGACUUAGAAUUGGGAGAACUGGCUAGGAUUUGGAAGGGUGGUUGUAUUAUUCGAGCAGUAUUUCUGGACAGAAUCAAGAAGGCAUAUGAUAGGAAUCCUGAUCUUGCCAACCUUCUAGUGGAUCCAGAGUUUGCAAAGGAAAUCAUUGACCGCCAGUCUGCCUGGCGCAGGGUUGUAUGUCUUGCAAUCAACUCAGGUAUUAGCACUCCUGGUAUGUCAUCCAGUCUGGCUUAUUAUGACACUUACCGGAGGGAAAGGUUGCCAGCUAAUUUGGUCCAAGCUCAACGAGAUUAUUUUGGUGCUCAUACAUAUGAAAGGGUUGAUGUGGAAGGAUCUUUCCAUACUGAAUGGUUCAAGAUUGCAAGGCAGUUGAAGAAUUAAACCUUUUCCUGGUGCUAUCAAGCUUAAUUAAGACUUUCAAUAAGACAAUAACUUCUGCUCUGGACUCUAUUCUGGGUAGAACUUACAUCACCCCUUUUUCAUGAAAUUUAUCUCAAUCAGUUUCAUCAAAUCCAAUUGAGUAUUUAGACUGUCUUACUUUUAUAUGUUGUGGUUUUUCUUGGCAGUUCUGCUUUUGUAUUUUAUUUUCACCGGAUUCCUCAUCCAAGCUUGUAGCCCCAUUUCAUUUUAAAGAGAUAUUUAAUGGUGCUUUUGAGUAUUAGAGUAUGAAAUAAGAUGUCUGAACAAUAAAUUCUCUCUUUUGGUGUUA
Messenger RNA from Populus nigra (black poplar), 2071 nucleotides. Its product is annotated as 6-phosphogluconate dehydrogenase, decarboxylating 2-like. Bases 277 to 1743 code for a protein of 488 amino acids. Gene Ontology annotation, molecular function: phosphogluconate dehydrogenase (decarboxylating) activity; NADP binding. NCBI's taxonomy places the organism in Eukaryota, Viridiplantae, Streptophyta, Magnoliopsida, Malpighiales, Salicaceae. The transcript is spliced from 3 exons. The record is from RefSeq and is a predicted model, not a curated record. Gene Ontology annotation, cellular component: cytosol. Gene Ontology annotation, biological process: pentose-phosphate shunt, oxidative branch; pentose-phosphate shunt.